Molecule: messenger RNA, 777 nt
Organism: Letharia columbiana
Lineage: Eukaryota; Fungi; Ascomycota; Lecanoromycetes; Lecanorales; Parmeliaceae
Exons: 2
Coding region: 1-777 (258 amino acids)
Biological process (GO): chromosome segregation
Cellular component (GO): Ndc80 complex
Source: RefSeq, a predicted model, not a curated record
AUGUCUACUCUCUUCGAACCAUCUCUCUCCACCAGCGCUAUGCGCGCCCCACUCUCCACUGCAGACGCGCCCUCAAUGGCCGACAGCCUGCCCGCCAUCACCUUCGGCUUCGACGACUUGCGCGAGCGUAUGGCACGCUUCACAGAUCGAUUCGACGAGUUCAUUGCCAGAGGACGCAGACAGGUCCUGGAGGAACGAAACCAAUUUUGCAUUAAUGUUGCCGAGCUACAAGAGGACCAGCGCAUGAAGCACAAGGACAUCGAAAUCCUGGCCCAGAAAUCGUCACACCACGCUGCCGCUCUCUCGGCCCAGGAAGUGGAAACAGCAGAGAUGCAAUCGGCCAUUGCAGCCAUAAUCCAACAACGCGAUUCACACGCCCAACACCGGGACCGUUUGAAGUCCGAAAUAGGCUCGUACAAGAAGCAGAUCGCCGCCCGACGCUCUGCCCAACAAGCCUAUGCGAAAGAAAUAGAUGCCCAAUCCCGACUUAAUGUUCCCGAACUGGAUUUCUGGGAGACGUACCUGGGACUGAGUAUCGAGGGAGCCGGGCAGGUGGAUAGGCUCAAGUUUGUAUUCAGCAACCUAGAUGAACGGGACUGGGAGAAGGAAGCCUGGUUUGAGCUUGAUACGGAGAGGAGGGAAUACAGGGUAAUAGGGUGCCGGCCGAAAGUUGAGGAGUGGGAGGUGGAGACUUGUGUCGAGCGAUUGAAUGAGAGCAGGGAUUUGGGAGCAUUUUUGAGGGGGAUGAGGGAGGUUUUUAUUAGGGGGAUGAAUUAG